AUAACCUUCAAAUUUAUAAAUUUGUCAAAAUGAUGUCAAAUCUCAAAUCAAAACAGAAAACAAAGAUGAAUAUUGUGUAAAAUUCAAUCUGACCCAAAUUUUUAUUCAAAAGUGAAUUUACAAUGUCUUCGGAUUAUUAUAUAUUCACCAUUGUGUAUUUUCUAAUCAGUAUUUGUCUUAUUUAUCCACCCACUGAAUUUGUAACAGCUGGCUUGACCAUUCCAUCAAUUUUCUCUUCUAUUCUGGGAAGUGAACAUGAAAAAUGCAUUACUUAUCAUAUGAAAAAGUCAUGUUUGAAUUUACUCAUUUAUUCUUUGUUACCUCUUGGUUAUUUAGUAUCAUCAUAUACUUUGGAAUACACAGAAACUAUUAGCCAGCUAGCAGUAUCAGACACAUUAUUUUGGAAGCUAUUUUAUACUACAAGUCUUGUUCUACCUCUGCUGAGUUUUUAUGAGAUUUACAGUUGGACAAGGAAUGACUACAGCAAUCACCCUAUUGCUGUCAACAUAUUCAAAUUCUGCAAUGAUAACAUGCAUUGGAAAUCUGUUGCUAAUGACAUUGAAAUGGAAUACAGAAGAAUAGACAAUCUCUCAAUUCAAACUAGCCCAGUUGUUAAUAUUGUAGCAACAGAAAACUGGAUUCUGAAAAUUACACCACUUACAAUAUUUGUUGUACAUCAGAGUGAUGCCUCCUUAGUUGUAAAAGAAGCCAAUACAUACCAUAUAUCACCCAGCAGUCUAGUUCAUACACAGUUUCUAAAUAUUGAAGUGAAAUCUAGAAGACAGGGUGUUAAUCCCUUUGUGAUAAGAGUAAAUGCAGGUGACUUCAAGGAUCUAGCAGACAGAGUUUCGAGAACUAUCACUAUAAUGCCCAAUGUGAAGUUUCAUCAGUCUGUCUUAGAUCAAUUUGUAGAUGUUUUCAAAGAAACUAUAAAAUGCAAUCCUUCUUAUGGAACAAAUCAGGAACUGGAGCAGUGUAUUGGUUGCCUACAAACUAAACCAAAUGUGAAAAUCCAAAAAUUAUGUGAGGACAGUCCAGGACAAAAUAAUUGUGCCAGCUGUUAUUGUAAGCCAAUGUGGUGUAGUGACUGUUUGGCCAAAUGGUUUGCCUCACGUCAGGACCAGGAACAACAAAAUAGAUGGUUGUCUUCAAAGUGUACUUGUCCAAUGUGCAGAGCAACCUUUUGCUUGUUGGAUGUCUGUUUGGUAAAUGAGUUAUCAGAUGAAGAAUGAAGAAAUUGUUGAAAAUAUUCACAAAUGUUAUAAAUAAAAGUGAAAAAAAAAUCCUACAUAUUUUUUUUUAUAUUUUGGUAUUUUGUAUGGUACUAUUAUUUUGUUUUGUUCUUUGAUGAAAUAUUAUUUCUCUUGGUAUAUGCUGUUAUAAAAUAUAAUAUAUGGUUUUAAAAAAUGUUAUGAUCCAAGAUGAUGUUCAAUGUUCAUUUCAUAUUAACUUCACAGAGCAACAUGCUACUUUUUGAAUAAAUUCAGGUCAAAUUGCACUUUUCAGGAACCCCCACAUAUUAUGUUUGUUAGUUAUCUUUAAAUUUACACCAUUAAUUUUCAAUGGAACACUCUGUUUUGUAUAUUUAUUAGGCAUUAGAUGUGGGCUCUCCAAAAUUAUGGAAAUUUUCUAAAAAUUGUUAUUCAUGUCCAAUUAAUAGAAAAUGUUUGGAACAGAGAGCAAAAUGUCCAAAACAUGGCCUUAUAUUCUUGUGACUUAUUUUCUAUCAUUUUAUCUGUAUUGACCUGUAGCUAUAAAUACUUUAUGUUGUAUUGUAACAAUGUGUAGUUCCAAUCUCUUUAUACAAAUUUGUCAGUAAGAUUUCAUCUUGGACAAUAGGUAAUAGGUGGCGUGCAAGAACUGUCAGAUGACCGACCCUGGAGGCAAAACAUAUUUGUUUACAAGUGAUCGAAAUAGUUUUCCACAAUCAUUUUGGCAUAUGAAUUGUAUUUUUCCGCUAUUCAUCAAUUCGCUCAUGUACGAAGGCGCUGAAGGGCCACCUAUACUAUUUUUUUUCG
Molecule: messenger RNA, 2018 nt
Organism: Phaedon cochleariae (mustard beetle)
Lineage: Eukaryota; Metazoa; Arthropoda; Insecta; Coleoptera; Chrysomelidae
Source: the annotation of a GenBank genome assembly